AUGGAUAGCGCAGCGGUUUUAUUCAGAGAAGCCGGUUUGAAAGUGCAGGACCCGCCCACUGAGAAACGUGCUUUCUCCUUAAAGGACCGAAAGCGCAUCGCUGAGCGGCUCCUCAUUGAAUACUGUUCUGCGACUCGAGACGCUGGUAACCGCACCGAGUAUAUCUGGCUCGACGAAUUUUGCCUGUCCGACGAACACCUGCCAGACAAUACCCCAGAACGGUCCAAAGAACUCGGACGUCUUCCUGAUAUUUUCCGCAAUGCGUCUCAGGUUGCCGUCUUCUGCCAUGAAGAGGGCUGUGAUCAUAGCUCUAUUUCGUGUGUUUGGGGUACCCGUCUCUUCACGAUCGGCGAGAUACUACAUGCCGCGACUGUCAUUCGUCUCACGCGGCAGAAAGACGAGAACCACCUGCAUGCACUGACAACGCAUGCAUACCGAGAGCCUGCUCGUGUAUUCCGUGAACGUAUGCAGAGAAAGGCCGCAUUGGGGAACCGCUGGCACUUGUACGCCAUCAUGCAGCACUCUGCCAACGCCGGCUCCGUUGCAUGGCAGAAUGCCAUUCACGCUCUCGUAGUCGAAGCCAUCAUUCGAAAUCGUCAAGGUGGAUAUGAAGAAAACAUGCUCGGGAGGGCACUGAAUGGGCUACUACCCCGCCGGGCGCGACUUGAGGACCUGAAAGGAGAAGAUGGGUGGGCAGACCUUGCGUGGUUGCUGGAGUUGAACCAAGGAUUUUACAACGCAGCGAGUUUGGCAGCGGUGUGUCGAUUGGGGGAUGGCAGCUGGCUGGGUCCUCCUAUUGAGCCUGUUGCGGGGAAUGAAAGGUUGGAACCGGUUGUUCACGCGUUUCCAGUGGGAGUUCCCGACAGAUCGGGAAUUAAGACACCUCUCAGCAUCAUUGGCAGCCAAACGAUAGGGUUGCGAGCCUCUUUGGAAAGAGAUUCGUUCGGACUAUACACCAACGAGGAC
Molecule: messenger RNA, 966 nt
Organism: Desarmillaria tabescens
Lineage: Eukaryota; Fungi; Basidiomycota; Agaricomycetes; Agaricales; Physalacriaceae
Exons: 1
Source: RefSeq, a predicted model, not a curated record